ACCCCCCUGGACUGAGCGGUCCGGUCACUUCCGGUUCGUAGCGGCGGAGACCGGAAGUGCCUCGGAUCGGACCCGAAUUGCUGUGACACCAGCCCUGGCUGCGCUGCCUAGGGCGGCCCCGGCCCAGGUAAAUCCCAAGGAGAAGUCAGCACUAGCAGCCUUUGCAGUGGGACGGGGUCUGUACAGAGUGGAAGUCUGGGAUCCGGGCAGAGAGCAAGAUGGCGACGGGUGCAGAUGUGCGGGAUAUUCUGGAGCUGGGGGGUGUGGAGUCAGAGAACACGGGAACCAUCAAUAAGAAGGACAUCAUCAAUUCUGAUAAGAAAAAAUCCAAGAAAUCAUCUGAGACGCUGACAUUUAAGAGGCCGGAGGGGAUGCACCGAGAGGUUUAUGCACUUCUCUACUCCGAUAAAAAGGAUGCGCCUCCACUGCUGCCCAGUGACACGACGCAGGGCUACCGCACAGUCAAGGCAAAGCUGGGCUCCAAGAAAGUACGGCCCUGGAAGUGGAUGCCCUUCACCAACCCCGCGAGGAAAGACGGGGCGAUGUUCUACCACUGGAGGAGGGCUGCAGAGGAGGGAAAGGAUUACCCCUUCGCCAGGUUCAACAAAACGGUGCAGGUUCCUGUGUACUCGGAGCAGGAGUAUCAGCUGUACCUGCAUGACGACGCCUGGACCAAGGCGGAGACGGAUCACCUCUUCGACCUCUCCCGCAGGUUCGACCUGCGCUUCGUGGUGAUCCAUGACCGCUACGACCACCAGCAGUUCAAGAAAAGGUCAGUGGAGGACCUGAAGGAACGGUACUACCACAUCUGCGCCAAGCUGGCCAACAUCCGUGCGGCUCCGGGCACCGACCUGAAAAUCCCCGUCUUUGACGCCGGCCACGAGAGACGUAGGAAGGAGCAGCUGGAGAGGCUGUACAACAGGACUCCGGAGCAGGUGGCAGAAGAGGAGUAUCUGAUCCAGGAGCUGCGGAAAAUUGAAGCCAGGAAGAAAGAGAGAGAGAAGAGAACCCAAGACCUGCAGAAACUCAUCACCGCUGCCGACACCACCACCGAGCAGAGGCGAGCGGAGCGCAAGGCUCCCAAGAAGAAGCUGCCCCAGAAGAAAGAGACAGAGAAGCCUGCUGUUCCGGAGACUGCUGGCAUCAAGUUUCCCGACUUCAAAUCUGCAGGUGUCACACUGCGGAGCCAGAGGAUGAAACUGCCAAGCUCGGUAGGACAGAAGAAGAUUAAAGCCCUGGAGCAGAUGCUGAUGGAACUGGGAGUAGAUCUCAGCCCCAUGCCGACGGAGGAGAUCGUGCAGAUGUUCAACGAGCUGCGGAGCGACCUGGUGCUGCUCUAUGAGCUCAAGCAGGCCUUUGCCAACUGCGAGUACGAGCUGCAGAUGCUGCGGCACCGGCACGAGGCGCUGGCCAAGGCGGGCAGCCUGGGCCCCGUCGGCAUGGAGGGGGCCCGCGCAGACGGGCAGGCCGGGCUCAGCGUGGAGGAGGGCAAGGGAGACGCCAAGGACCAGAUCAUUGAUGUGGUUGGAGCACCACUGACCCCGAACUCGAGAAAGCGCCGGGAGUCGGCCUCCAGCUCCUCCUCCAUCAAGAAGGUGAAGAAGCCGUGAGCCCCGUCGGGUCAGCCCCAGGCCGCGACAACAGACUGACUGUGGGAGCCGGGCAGGGAGGGGCCUUGCCUGGGAAGGAAUCCAGCCGGAGCCGUUCCCGUCCCAGCACUGCCCCCCAGCGGGGUGAAGCUGGGCGGGCGGCUGGAGCCCUGCGAGUGGCCACGGUGGGGACUGACAUGCUGGAUUUGUGUCCCUGUAAAUACAGCCCUGGCCGCCUC
Mauremys mutica (yellowpond turtle) is the source of this 1828-nucleotide messenger RNA. RefSeq names its product DNA methyltransferase 1 associated protein 1 (gene DMAP1). The transcript has 12 exons. Gene Ontology annotation, biological process: negative regulation of transcription by RNA polymerase II; DNA repair; chromatin remodeling. NCBI's taxonomy places the organism in Eukaryota, Metazoa, Chordata, Testudines, Geoemydidae. The coding region runs from base 219 to 1610 and encodes 463 amino acids. Gene Ontology annotation, cellular component: Swr1 complex; nucleus; NuA4 histone acetyltransferase complex. Gene Ontology annotation, molecular function: transcription corepressor activity. The record is from RefSeq and is a predicted model, not a curated record.